Biomphalaria glabrata is the source of this 513-nucleotide messenger RNA. RefSeq lists its product as uncharacterized. Bases 97 to 513 code for a protein of 138 amino acids. Lineage: Eukaryota; Metazoa; Mollusca; Gastropoda; Planorbidae. The transcript has 4 exons. The record is from RefSeq and is a predicted model, not a curated record.
CAGUGAUCUAUAGCAAUCAACUAUUUUAAUUCUUGUUCGUUUCAAAUAGCUGUCAGUACAUCGGAAGGAGUAGAAUUUGUCAUCUCGACACCGUCAAUGAAGCAAUCAGCCAUUGAUUUGUCUGGAUUCCCUAAGCUGAUACUGAGACUUUAUUCAAGAUGGAAUUGUACUGUAAGGGUGUGUACAGAUGGCUUGACGAGCUUUCGAAACUUUGUCAACAAGCUAGUAGCUGUACGACCUUUGACCCCAACUCGAUUCUUUCACGAGGAAUUAUUUUAUGGUCCCAAACUGGCUUCCGGCUACAGGUGGACGUACCACUUGAAAUCGAAAGAGACGUUCACAGUUUUGGUCAUCUUGAUGACGGGGCGGUUGAAAGCUGAGACUUUUACAGCUGUGCCAGUGUCUGGCUGGGGAAAGGAAUACAUUAUUGUGACCCUAAGAUCAGAUAUUGGUUCCGGUGGAACUGUUAUCAUUGACAGGAGACAGGGGCUAAGGCGAGCAGCAGACGCUUAA